Molecule: messenger RNA, 3072 nt
Organism: Eimeria maxima
Lineage: Eukaryota; Apicomplexa; Conoidasida; Eucoccidiorida; Eimeriidae
Product: M16 family peptidase, putative
Exons: 9
Molecular function (GO): metal ion binding
Source: RefSeq, a predicted model, not a curated record
GGUUUCUUAGAUAGAGCAGCAGCUCGCUGUUUAUCUCAAGGAACAAAUGCAUGGACAGCAACAGAUCAUACUAAUUAUACACUAGAGACUGCAGGUUAUGAGGGUUUAUUCAAUUUAUUACCUGUGUAUAUGGAGCAUAUAUUUUUACCGACAUUAAAAGAUGAUUCUUUCUUAACAGAAGUUCAUCACUUUAAGCCUGAUGGCACCAGUGCAGAUGCUGCUGCUGAUGGUAGUGCAGCAGCAGCAGCAGGAGCAGCAGCAGGAGCAGGAGCAGGUGCAGCAGCAGGAGUAGAUAGUAGUAAUAAGGAUAAUGAUGCAGCAGCAGCAGCAGCAGCAGCAGCAGCAGAAGUAGCAAAGACAGCAGAAGAAGCAAGAAAGAUAUCUGAGGAAGCAGCAGCAGCAGCAGCAGCAGCACAUAAUAUUUCCUUAGAUAUAUUUAAUCGUCCUUUUUCUUAUUAUGGUCCUCCUUGGUCUUCCCCUAUAAAUAUACCUCCUUUCCUUGGUGACGAAGAAGAAGAAGAAGAAGAAAAAGAAAAAGACAGCAGCAGCAGCAGCAGCAACAGCAGCAGCAGCAGCAGCAGCAGCAACAGCAGCAGCAGCAGCAAGAGUAAGAUAAAAGUAAUAGAUGACAUAACCGUCAAAGAUAUAAGUGAUAAAGAGAUCUACAUAACAGCAACAACACCACCAACCCCCAGCACCACCAUCAGCAGCAGCAGCAGCAGCAGCAGCAGCAGCAGCAGCAGCAGCAGCAGCAGCAGCAUGAGUAGUAUGGAAAAAAAAAAAAAAGGAAAAAGUAUAAUAAAAAUAAUUAAGUACCCUAGUGAUGAGAAAGAAGGGGGCUUAUUAUUAAUUGGAUACAGAGGAGCUAAUGAUCUUAUGCUUCCUCAUCUACAUCUGCAGCAGCAAAUGCUGCAGCAGCAGCAGCAGCAGCAGCAGCAGAAGGGGAGGAAGAAGAAGAAGCAGCAGCAGCAGCAGCAGCAGCUACAGGGAGAGGGAGACGGAGACGGAGAGGUAGAGAAGAUGGAUGAGGAACAGGGAGAACAGCAGCAGCAGCAACAGCAACAGCAGCAGCAGCAGCAGCAGCAGAAGGGAGGAGAAGAAGAUGAUGAUGAUGACGAAGAAGAAGGAAUAUUAGAGGAAGCACAAGAGCAGCAAAGUUUAUUUGUUGCUAAUAAAAUAAGAGAAGCAAUUGCUGCUGCUGCAGCAGCAGCAGCAGCAGACUUCGAUCUUAAUAAGAUCCAUCAAUUAAUUAAGAGAGAAUUGCUGCAGUACUCCUUCGCCUUAGAACAUUCACCACAUAGUACAAUAUUGGAGUUAUUUAUAGAGUAUUUUUUGUAUGGCAGCAACCCCACAGAUUUGCUGCAGCAGUGCGAUCUAUGGGCAACAGCAGCAGAGCUGCUGCAGCAGCCUGCUGCUUAUUGGCAGCAGCAGCUAGAUGAGUAUUUUGUUGCUGCUCCUGCUGCAGUAGUUUGCUGCUGGCCUUCUCGUCGUUUACAGAAGCAAUUAGCAGCAGCAGAUGCAGCAGCAGCAUCAUAUAUAGUAGAUAAGGAGAGCGAUAUUGAGGUGUCUAGGGAGGAAGCAGCAAUAUUAGAUAUAGAGGAUAAGGAUAUAAGAAGAGGAGCAGCAUUAUCUAUAGCAGCAGCAGCAGCAGCAGCAGCAAAAGAUACAGGAGGUAAUAAAGAUGCAAUAACAGCAGCAGCAGCAGCAGCAGCAGCAGCAGAUCGUAUACUUAUUCCUUAUACAUUAGUAUCUCAAUUGCUGCUGCAGCAUACAACUCAUCAUAGUAUAGCAGCAGCAGCAAAAGAUCUUGCUUAUGCUGCUGCAGAUACAACAGCAACAGAUUCAGAUACAGAUACAGAGGAAGAGGAAGAAGAAGAAGAAGAGGAGGAGGAAGGAGAGGAGGAAGGAGAGGAGGAAGAAGAAGGAGAGGAAGAGGAGGAGGAGGAGGAGGAGGAGGGAGAGGAAGAGGAGGAGGAGGAGGGAGAGGAAGAGGAAGAAGGUGCAGCAACAGCAGCAGGAAAGGAGGGAAAAAGAAAAGGAAAAGGAGAAAUAGAUCCAACAGAUGUAGAGGAAGCAGCAAAUGCAGCAGCAACAGCAGCAGCAGAUAAAGAGGGUGCAACAGCUGCAGAUAUAGCUGCUGCUGCAGCAGAAGCAGCAACAGCAGCAGCAGCAGCAGCAGCAAAAAAAGGAAUAAUAUAUAAACCAGCUGCAACAGCAAAACUUAUUCCCCUCUAUAAGGAACUAUUUGCACCGCAGCAGCUGCUGCUGCAUGUUGCUGCUGCUGCUGCUAAGUUACCUCCUUCUUUUAUGUCUACUGUUAAUAAACUCCUUGGUGGAGACGAGCAGCAGCAGCAACAGCAGCAGCAGCAGCAGCAACAGCAGCAGCAGCAACAGCAGCAGCAGGAUACUUCCUUCCCUAGGAAUACUUAUCCUCAUACACAUUUAGAUCUCCGCCUAUCUGCUCAUGAUAUAAGACAACCUCUUACUAACUGCAGCAGCAGCAGCAGCAACAGCAGCAGCAGCAACGGCAACAGCAGCAGCAGCAGCAACAACAACAACAACAAGUGUGCUGCUGCAACGACAGCAAAAGAAGGAGAAGGAGCAGCAGAAGCAGCAGCAACAACAACAACAACAAAGACAGCAGCAGCAAGAUCAGCAGAAGCAGCAAUAGAAUUAGCAGCAGCAGCAGCAGCAGCAGCAGAUGUUCGUAUAGUAGUAGGAUUAGGCAGCAGCGCAGCAACUUAUCUUGAAUUAACAAUCAAUAUGCCUUAUGGAUAUUAUAACACUAAUAAAGUGUUUUGUCCUCUAUUAAUUGUAUGUGAAUCCUUCUCUAUGAUGGAAGGGUUAUUAUUCCGUGUUGUACGAGGAGGAGGGUUUGCUUAUGGUUGCGAUUUAUCUUAUAAUGCUGACGCGGGUUUAUUAACCCUAAGAUUUUCUCCUGCUACUGAUGCUGUCGGGGCAUUAGAGGCAACAUUUAAGGCUUUCCUUCCUUACGCCACGGGGGAGGCAAAAUUAACAACAGAAGAAAUAAAAGCCGCUAAAUCUUCUCUUAUCUGCUCUAUUGUUGGGUAA